CAGUUACCAAGUGACGUGACAACACAAACACAUGAACUCAGGAGCCAACUGAAGAAAAUCAUACAAGCCUAAAAGAAGAAUGUCACAUGAGUCAAAGUUAGAGCCCUAUCAGAAUCACAGCAGGCCUGAUGUCUUGGAGGGUCGUCUGUGCUGUCAGGAGAGGACACUGGCUGUGCUGCAGGAGCAGGCUUUCAGGGUCACAGAGAAGGUGGCAGCAGGCCUGGAGUCCACCAAGGGCUCUGUCCAGGUGGAGGCACUUUCCCGUAAGCUGCUGGAGAGUCACAUACUGACUAUAACACGUAUUGUGAAGCAGCUUAGCAUGGACAUACAGGCACUAGAGGGACAGCUCACCCAACGGGACUCUGUAACCUCUGGAACCACAGUAGCUGUUCAAAGCUUAGACCAGAAAAACAUGGCUGGCAUUGGAGACCUGAGAGGAAGAGUAGCCAGGUGUGAUGCCAGCAUUGCCAAGCUGAGCGCUGACAUGAGCUCUGGGGAGCAGCAGAUGAUUAGACUGCAGAAGGAGGCGGCAGAGCUCAGGUCAGCUGUGGAUGUAAGGCUCAAAGAGCUGGAGGUCAAGCUUCGUCAUGACCUUGGAAGGCUGCAGGCCUCAUUGACAGAGCAUCCGCAGAGCCAAAGAAGCUCUAUGUCUGAUCUGCAGAGACAAGUUAAACUACUAGAAGACACGAUUUCAGGUGGUCUAAAGGAAGUCAAGGAGGAGACAGAUUUACUGAGAAAGUGGACAGAACAACAGCUCAACAGCUCUAUCCAGACACAUGCACGGUGCAGCCAGCAGCUCCGCUCACUGCUACAGGACAAAAUGUUAGAGGCAGAGUCUGGAUUAGCUAAACGGCUGCGCACUCUGGAGGCCCGUGUGGAGCAGUUUGAGACCCAACGGGACCAAGCUGACCAAAGUCAGGCAAAUCAGCUGAAACGCUCUGAAACCAAACUCAGUAAAAGACUGACCUCAUUGGAGAACAGCCUUCAGCAGAAGCUGCAGCUGCUCAAACAGGAAUAUCACAAAGGGUUCCUGUCUGUGCACGAUGCCAUUGAGUCCCUGAGGCAGAUAGGUGACAUCAAAUCCCGUCUUGACAAGGAGAUGCUACAGAAGGAUAUCAGGCACAUCUGCAGCACAGUGGCAGAGCUCAAUGACUUGUGACUGAAGAGGAGCUCAUUUUACUGUCAAGCCUCGUUUGAGACAAACUCUUUUUAAACCAAAAGGCAUGCCCAUGGAUGACAGUGUUGAUUUCUCCCUCUCUAGCUUCAUUCUCAUCUUAUUCUAUGAGCCCACAGCUAUUUAGACUUGAGCUAUAUUUGAUUUAAUUGCUUGUGUCAAUAACAAGUGUGGCUAUUUUUUUGUGCAAUUUAAGAAAACAAUUAGAUUAAUUGUCUACCUUUGCACCUCACAAGUAAUCUUUUUUUACUUUAAAGCAUACAGGAUU
Messenger RNA from Seriola dumerili (greater amberjack), 1442 nucleotides. RefSeq names its product family with sequence similarity 81 member B (gene fam81b). The record is from RefSeq and is a predicted model, not a curated record. The transcript has 9 exons. The coding region runs from base 80 to 1159 and encodes 359 amino acids. NCBI's taxonomy places the organism in Eukaryota, Metazoa, Chordata, Actinopteri, Carangiformes, Carangidae.